This is a messenger RNA of Labeo rohita (rohu), 2271 nucleotides long. RefSeq names its product transglutaminase 8 (gene tgm8). Gene Ontology annotation, molecular function: protein-glutamine gamma-glutamyltransferase activity. The transcript has 13 exons. The record is from RefSeq and is a predicted model, not a curated record. Lineage: Eukaryota; Metazoa; Chordata; Actinopteri; Cypriniformes; Cyprinidae. Gene Ontology annotation, biological process: peptide cross-linking. Bases 148 to 2271 code for a protein of 707 amino acids.
CCGCUGUAGGAGUUACACUGACAGAUUUCUGACGGGUGGUUUCAUUGCUCAGUGUUUUUUCAUGGGAGUUAACGGGGAUCGGCUUGUAUAAAACACCUCUCACACACGCACACACACACACAGAGACAGACAUCUGACGAGACAAGCAUGAGUGAGAAGUUGAUGAACGGAAUCUCUGCCAGCCGAGAUCAGGCAGGUGUGAUGAAAUUGGAUUUGCAAUGUGCGAAGAACAACACCGAUCAUCACACCAAUGAAAUCACGGUGGAGCGUCUGAUCAUCCGCAGAGGACAAGCCUUCAGUCUGAUCCUGAGCGCCGCCCGAUUAGAUCAGAACGACAUCGAGAUCACUGUCGAGACGGGUCCCGGUGCGUGUGAAGAGAAGGGCACACGUUCAUCCUGUAGCACGAACCCGCAGAACGGCAUCGGCGCUGCCAAACGCUGGAGUGUGAAGGUGUUGAGCGGCUCGUCGUCCUCCGUCACCCUGUCCGUCCUGUGUCCAUCAGACGCCUGCGUCGGCCUCUACUCUCUGAACGUGAGAAGCGGCUCGUGCGCGUGUGUAAGUGCCGUAACGGUGCUCUUCAACCCCUGGUGCAAAGAUGACUGGGUGUUUCUGCCGGAUGAAGCGGAGCGGCAGGAGUACGUCAUGAACGAGCAGGGAAUCGUGUAUAAAGGAGUGGAUGAAUACAUCACCAAUAUUAGCUGGGACUUUGGUCAGUUUGAGGACGAUAUCUUGAACAUCUGUCUGAAGCUGCUGGAUUUGAACCCGAAGUGUUUGAAAGAUGCGUUGGAGGAUUAUUCGGCGCGCUGCAACCCCAUCUACGUCAGCCGAGUGGUCAGCGCCAUGAUCAACUCAGAUGACGAUAAGGGAGUGCUGAUGGGUAAGUGGGACGGGUCGUUCAUCGGAGGCGUGGUUCCGUCCAACUGGAGCAGCAGCGUGGACAUUCUGAGACGCUGGUUCAAAUACGACUGCUAUCCUGUCAAAUUCGGACAGUGCUGGGUGUUUGCAGCGGUCAUGUGCACCGUGAUGAGAUGUCUGGGAAUCCCGUGUCGCGUCGUCACUAACUUUGAGUCGGCUCACGACACGGAUCAGAACCUCGUCGUGGACGAAUACUUCACCGACUACGGCGUGAGACCCAAACUGAACAAGGACAGUGUUUGGAAUUACCACGUUUGGGUGGAGGGCUGGAUGAGGCGUCCUGAUCUCUCUCAGGACUCGUUCUACGACGGCUGGCAGGUUCUGGAUCCGACGCCGCAGGAGAGGAGCUCAGGUACAUACUGCUGCGGUCCAGCGCCGGUCAAGGCCGUCCGGGAGGGUCACACCGACGUCAAAUACGACGUGCCCUUUGUGUACGGAGAGGUCAACGCAGACAAAGUCACGUGGCUGGUCAUGGCCAACGGCUCCAAGAAGAACAUCCUUUCAGACACAAACGCUGUAGGCCAGAAUAUCAGCACCAAAGCUGUGGGCAGCAACAACAGACAGGACAUCACUGAGCAGUACAAACACAAGGAGGGCUCUGCGAAUGAGAGAGCGUCGUAUAACGAGGCCGUGAAGCGCGUGACGGACCUGAAGGCCAGCGAGACGCCCCGUCCAAACGUGCAGAUGAAGGUGAGUCUGGAAGGAGCGCCGCUGAACGGAGCCGGCAUCAGACUCAAGCUGCUGCUGAAGAGCGACAACACCAAAGCGCAGGAUCUGACGCUGAAGAUGAGCGCUCAGGUCAUGAGAUACACGGGAAACCCGGCGGCCGACGUCUGGAAUCACACCGCCGACGUGCAGCUGCAACCCAAAACAGAGCAAACGCUUCCCUUCGCGGUGCCGUUUGCCGCCUACGGACCGAACCUGCUGGACAACAACUGCAUCAAAGUGUCUGUGAUCGCCACGGAUAAGAGCGACUCAAAGGAAGUCUAUCUGGCGGAGAAAGACGUGGUUCCUCACAGUCCGACGCUGAAAGUCACCGUGAGCGGGACUCCUCUGCAGGACAGUGAGAUGACGGCUGAGGUGGUGUUUGAGAAUCCUCUGACCACACCGCUCAAGAACUGCUCCAUGACGCUCACCGGCAGCGGCCUGCUCAAACAAACAGAGCAAUCCAACACCGUGGAGCUCGGCCCGGGACAGAGGAUCACGCUGAAGGUGACGUUCAAGCCCUACAAAAUGGGACCAAGGAAGCUGGUGGCCAACUUUGACAGCUGCACCUUCAGAGACAUUAAAUCUAGUGUGGACAUCAACGUGCGACCCUUCACCUCACGCCUGGGAUUCCUCAGCUUCAGCAGAUAG